This is a messenger RNA of Triplophysa dalaica, 5347 nucleotides long. RefSeq lists its product as uncharacterized. The record is from RefSeq and is a predicted model, not a curated record. The coding region runs from base 1373 to 4129 and encodes 918 amino acids. Lineage: Eukaryota; Metazoa; Chordata; Actinopteri; Cypriniformes; Nemacheilidae. The transcript is spliced from 2 exons.
CAGGUGGAUUCCAAGUGUGGCGUCGCCGUCAACAGAGGGCACUCCUGCUUUGUUAGUUCAAGUGACGGGACCUUGACAAGGCAACAAUGGUGACUCAUAUAAGCAAUGUUGAGCCACAUGAUUAUGCUGAUAUUUGCAGAGAUAGAUGCAGCGCCAGCCUACGAUGUAAAGCCAAUUGUCAUUCGCUACCAUGGUAACAGAGACGAGAGCCGUUGCUUGUGCUUCACACUGGAUUCUAAAUGUGCUGCUGUUGAGAAUCAUGCAACUCAGAUUUGAAAAAUCAGAGUCGUGCAGAACAGUGAACCUGAACCUGAACAUCCCCCAUCAGGACCACUCAUUUACCUCGCAGCGCUAACGUCGGCAAGCUAAUGUUGGGAUCGCAAAUAUAAGACAGACGGUUAAACUAUUUGUCUAAAGUUGUAACGGCGUUCGUUUUCUGAUCUCCCCAUCUUUUACUGUCAUUUGUAAAUGUACAAUCGGUCAUGAUGGACUGAGAGAGCGAAUAUCUCAGGGACACAUCACGUUCAUGUUGGCUGUUCAAAAGAGAGUGUGGGCGUGCUCCAGGCAGAUGAGGUGUGAUUUGAGAGGGUUCGAGAGUGUGUGGGAGAGACGAGUACAACAAAGACACAAUCUGGCAUUUCAUGACUGGUUCGGACAAUACUGCCAUGGUAUUAUACUAACAUUCGAAAUGAUGCCAAAACCCUCAGUUUUCUAACCAUAUAUGUUUCUACUUCAAUUUAAAUAAGAAUUUAAAUUAUUGUCGAAUGCAGUUACUGUCUGAUUAAACUCUAAGCUGUUUUAUUAGAGGUCGUUCCAAAUUGAGAUAAAAUGAAUGAGAGGAAAUUAAAUGAGUGAGGCAAAAAAGUCCUAAGCUCCUGAUAAGUGCUAAAGCCCUGAAGCAGCCUUAAAACUCAAGGGAGGGAGCUGUGAGAGGAGGGAGAGAGAGAGAGAGAGAGAGAGAGCUGCCGUUGGUGCUGAAAUAAGAGGCUAUUUAUCAAACCAACAGUGUUUCUGUGUGAGGAAGGACAAGGCUGGCAGCUGAAAGAUAAUGCUGGAAUACCGACUUGAUGCUUGGAUUCCUAAGCAGCCUUCACACCUGGACCACCAGCGCAUGAGGGACCGGGACCGUCCAUCUGUCAUGGCUCAGAUGCUAUGAAUGCUUAAGUUACAUCUAUGCUUACCAACAUGAAGAAGCGAUGCAAAAAUAACACAGAGAGGUGUAAUGUCAUGUUUGAAUGAGGGAAACAUUGAAACCGAAGAGUCUCCCUCCAAUAAUUAAGACCUGGUGCACAUGCUCCGGCAACCUCGCGCUAUACAUUUCCGGAGGAUUGUAUUGGAGGUCUUUUAAAAUCCACUGUCAAGAGGUGACAGAAUGGGAAAGCCAUUAAGUCGUCCAGGCUGCCUACGGCAGAGCCCUUGUUGUUCGAAAAAAGGAGACGACCGAGAGGGCUACAACGAAGAUGGGUACAUUCCUCAACGCUCCAUCUAUGACACAAUGUGCAUCAAUGAACAGAUCGACCACAGUUCCGCUCACAGCACUCUGGGUUCCCGGAGAGGUCGUGAAACUGACUUCUCCAGUAAUGGUUCGCUAGGAGCAGGUGGAGACAUGUUUGACACAAGGUCUUCUAUGUUAGGCAGCGGUGGCAGAAAACUGGACGAGAGGUUCAUUUUUGAUUCCCUCAAACUGGCAAAUGAUGAGCUGAACAGGUCGCCGAGAGGGUUUGUGCGGUCGGCGUCCCCCAGCGUGUCCUGCAGCUCGGCUCCGAGUGGAUCCGUGAACAAACGACAUCAUCACCAGGACAGCAGCAAGAAGGACAAUCUGUGUCGCCACUCGUGGAAGGUUCUCUCCCCGCCAAAGUUUCCAGAACCAGUGGAGCUGUCUCCAUGUGAAAAGAACUAUUUAAAUCCAGGUGUUGUUUUUUUUCCUAACAGCAUCACCUCUCCACAGAUCUCGCCCUUCUCUGGGUCCCCGUUCUCUACUGGCACGCACACACCUUCUGUGUUCUUCUCGCCCUCUCCUUUGCCAUUCCACCAGCAGUUCCAUAGACAGUCUUUACCCAUCCAGCCCUCUUCACCAAGACCACCCCUGGCAGAAUUAUCAGUAACUGCCCUAAUAUGUGACCAGGGUGACCAUAUAGGAGAUAUCCAAUAUAUAAGGGAUGAAGGGAACACGGCAAAAGAUCAUUUGUUUCUGACUUUUAAACCCAAGAACGUUGAACCUGAGAGAGUACUGCCACCCACCACUCCAGAACCCGAAAAUGACACUACGCCUCUUCUGCGCUCCCAGACAACAAAAAAACCUGCCAUCACCCCCACAUCCAUGGAGUCCACCUGGCCCCGUCGGCUGAUCGGAAGGAGGCGGACGGUGAGACAAGGUGGUGCAGUUCACAACCUCCCGAUUCUCCCCCCACUCCCCUCUUUGUUAUUUCGAAGUGUCUCCGAUAAAAAGACUAUCCCUCGUCUUUCACCAUUCCCUGAGCACCAGGGCAAUGUCGACCGUCAGCCGGAGAGAUCUACAUUAACCAGAGAAUUAAAGGACUGCUCGCUUCAAGACUGGAAGAUGUUGCGGGAACAGGAGGAAAGUCAAAAUGAAAGCCUGAUGGAGGAUGCUUUAGAAGGAUGUAGCAAAAUGGCGGCCAUACAAGAGAGUGCAGAGCCGGUCACUGAAGAAAAACCCGCUUUUGGGGGUGAGGAAGAGAACUGGGAGGCUGUGUUGGAGAUGGUUAACUCUCUUUGGGAUGAGACGUGGAAUGUGGAUCCACAAAGUGUUGGUUCUCUGAGGCGCUGGCCUCUUUUACAUCCUCCAUCUGGGUUUGGUGGCUCACAGGCUCCCUCGUGUACAAGUUCAGAACUGGGUGCUGAAGACAUGCUAGAGAUUGAAAGAAUGAACAGAGAGGUCGUGGAAAGCCAAGAUGACGAAGAACCAGACUUUCAGUAUAAUUUACAAGCAUGUAAGAGUCAAACUAACACCGUUGUGACGCAGCCAGGACAUAAACUUAUUCAUACAAAGGUUCCAACCAGCUUGGAUCUUGCCUCCAUUUACGCUCAGAUGGAAAACAAAUACAGCCAUAGUGAGUCUCCAGACUCCGCCCUGACUUUAGACUCAGAAUCGAGUGGUAUCUACAUGUCCAAUCCCAGCCAAACCAGUAGAGAGGAUAUCACCCCUGACAACGAUAGGCCUCUGUCAGACGUAGGUUUAGGAAGUACUACAUCUCUAAGCCAAGGAGAGGAGAUGAUGGACGAUGAAAGAAAGAUUGAGACGUCAGUCCCAAAGGUAAAUAAAGUGGUGACUAUAUACACAAAACAACGCUCUGGACUGAGAUCUAACAGCGUCAUAGAGUCCAGAAGGCAAGCGUUGUGUAAAGAGAUUUCAACCAAAGCUGCAGAAAUAAAGGAACGCUUGAAACCCGUGGACAAAGGAACUGUAAGCCAAGAGAUGCAUUACACUGUGAACACAUCAGAGAGUGAUGUGCCUUUGCCCCUGUCCCCCUCCAAACAUGAAGUUAAACCAAAUUUGUUAGGCAACACUGACACAGAUUCAUUCGUCGCAACUGACAGUUUCGUCUACUUGGCUGUAUCAGUGCCGCCGAUUCCAUCCGUACGGCAAAAUGUGACCAAACCUGCGGUGGAGGAACCGUCACCUCCAACGUCCUUUACCAAACCCUGCCCUUACCCUGACGAAUGUGACUUCCUCUCCACAGACAGUUUUGUUUACCUGGCUGCUCCGGAUUGCCACCUGCUGGUUACAGAGGGCCACUCAGUAUACGGUGACUCAAAAGAUUCUGAAUCGGACGACAGCGGUUCUAAGGCUGAUUAUGUUUUGGCCUCUGCGGUUGGAGGGGAUAGCGACUGGGAUUCAGACCUCACAGAUUCUGAUCCCGAGCCAAACUCUUCCAAGUCUGCGUGGGAUUGCUGGGAGGAGCUAGAGCAGGGGGUGCUGCCGGAGCUGUUCGGCGAGGACCAAUCGGAUGAAGACAAACUGCUCCAUGGCAACCGAGCUCAGCAGAUUUGCUGCCAGCAUGGGGAGUUGGCUGCUAUUGUUUUACAGGAGAGAGUUGAGCUGGAAGAGGUGUCCUCACAGUACACACAGGGGGCAGAGACCCACACUGAGGUGAAGUCUGUAUCCUAACACUUAUUAUUGCACUGGAAACCUAUUGUAUUACAGAGCCUUCGGAGAAUAAUCUAACAGUCAGGAGCAAGUAUUUUGGGUUUUUGUUUCUUUCUCAUUAAUUAACUAUGUACAUAUUAAAUCAAAAUAGUGGCGCCAACAUAACUUAAGAAAUAGCAAGUAAGAUUUGGAUGUUUUCUUGAGUGUUGAAAUCAGUUUUAUUGAAGCACAAUUUAGGUCUUUUUAGCUGCAUAUCCGUUGUAAAGUUUAUGUCACGGUGGACAAUAUUUGUGUUAAAUGAUAGAUCUGGCUAUAUAUAACAGGUAAUCGUUGAUGCAAUAUGACUUUACACACAUCAAGCAUACAAGCUUAAACUGUGACGCACACUACAACAUAAUGUCAGUAAUAGAUACUCUAUUUGCUGUGUGCUCUAUGUAAUGGUGAAUGUUUGAUGUCACUGGGGUAAUUGAAGAACUGACAAUAGCUCAAGUAUUGAAUGACUAUGACGAUUGGUGUGAAAUUAUGACAUUGUCUUUAAAGGAACAGUUCACCCAAAAAUGAAAAUUCUGCCUUUAUUUACUCAGCCUGAAGUUGUUCCAAAUUGGUAUACGUUUUUGAAGAACACAAAGAAAGAUAUUUGGAAGAACGUUCGUAACCAAACGGAUAUUGGCCAGCAUGGACUACCAUAGGAGGAAAAUUGCUUAUUUCAUUUCUUUGUUCUGUAGCAUUCUUCCAAAAUAUCUUUUUCUAUGUUUGUCAGAAAUUUACAAAGAUCUGGAACAACUCGAGGGUGAGUGAAUGAUGGUAGUAUUUUUGUUAAGGAGUGAACUGUCCCUUUACAGGAGUUGUUCACCUUCAAAAUAAAAAAUCUGUCAUCAUUUACACACCCCUCUUGUCAUUUCAAAUCUGUACGACUUUCUUUCUUCUGCAGAACACAAAAUCAGAUAUAAAAAAAUCGAUUGUAAAAAUUCUAUUGUAACGUGAAUGUUAACUACAUUCUUCAAAAUAAAUUCUUUUGUGUUCUGUGGAAGAAAGAAAGUCAUGAGGUUUGAAUUGACAAGAGGGUAAUGAUGACAGACUUUUCAAUUUGAACGUGAACGACUCCUUUAAGAAGCACAGAUAAUGCUUGAUAUGCAGUGAAAUGUGUAUACGUGGUUUUAAAAAGCAACAGGGAGUUUAUACAUUUGUUAACACAAAUACGUAUUUUACACUGGACUCUCAAUAAAGGAUGAAAGCGAA